Messenger RNA from Nerophis ophidion (straightnose pipefish), 3529 nucleotides. RefSeq names its product CD9 antigen-like. The coding region runs from base 135 to 860 and encodes 241 amino acids. Lineage: Eukaryota; Metazoa; Chordata; Actinopteri; Syngnathiformes; Syngnathidae. The transcript has 9 exons. Gene Ontology annotation, cellular component: membrane. The record is from RefSeq and is a predicted model, not a curated record.
GGUGGUUAUUGUUAUGACGUAGUUGGCUGGAAUAUAAACAGUUGGAGUCCCGUUUCGCGGUCAUUCAAGACGCUGAUGCUGUCACGUCCACGAGACUCAAAGAGACACAACUCAGACUUAGGGAAGAAGACGUCAUGGACGACUGUGGCAGGGCGUGCAAAUAUGUCCUCUUCAUCUUCAACUUAAUCUUCGCGCUCCUGGGCUUCGCCUUCUUGGGUCUGGGUCUGUGGUUGCGAUGUAGUCCCAACACCAGAGCCAUCUUUGAAAUAAGCUCUUUCAACUCCAGCUAUUUUGUCAUUGGUGUGACCGUGCUGAUAGUGCUGGGUACUGUGCUGCUGGUCGUGACGAUGUUCGGAGAUUAUGGCGCCUGCGGCGAGAAAAGAUGUGCUCUUCAAGUGUUCUCAGUGCUCCUCUUCCUGCUGGCGGUGGCUCUAAUGCUGGGCGGACUGAUGCUUUACACCAACAAUGACACGGUUGGGAAGGCGUUUGUUGAGUUCUACGAAAGCAUGUACACUUUGUACGCAUCCACUGGAGACUCGGGCAUUGGGAUAACCAUCAUGUUCAUUCAGGAGAUGCUGUAUUGCUGCGGCGUGACCGGGAUCCCCGUGUUGGAGUCUAUGGUCCAGACCUGCCCCAAACCAAAGGGUUUCUUGGCGCGCAUUGCCAUGCCCACCUGUCCGGGGGUCAUCUCCGAUGCCUUCAACCAAAACAUCACAUACCUGAUGGUCUUCCUCUUCUUGACUGGAGCUCUUUUGAUCACGGCCCUGGGAUGCGCGCAGGCCCUCUCCAAGAAGGUCCGCAGGGACCAGAUGGACAACCCCUCCCGGUACUCGGCCGUCCCAGAAGGAAUCCCCCUGUGAAAAUGUUCUUUGUAAAGACUGGCUAACGGUAGCAUGACUUCCACAUUUUACAGUCAUUGAGUGACAGAAACGUGCGGUGACAAAAGUUCACCUGGCAUUUUAGAGGAUUUGGUAUUUUCCGGGGUAUAAGCCACACCCACUAUUUUUCCCAAACGGGCAGUAAAACGGCCGAUCAAACAAAACAGAAUCCAUCAUCAUCGAUGCGCAAGCUAGCUCUCCCGUCAAACAAUUCCGCGCUGACGUUUUGGUGAAAGUGAAACAACACAAAAAGAAUGUCAUUGUAAGUUAAUACUAACACGGACAUGUUAGCUAAUGCUAACAAUUCUAGCUCGAUUACAUUACGAUAGCACCUACAAAUAUGGGUGAAGACACUCCCACAGACAUCACAUAUGGGACGCUUUAGCAAGUAAGAAUAUUUUUAGUUAUGUUGUAAAACUUACAAGAAAUCCUUAAGAGUAUAAACACUAUGGACGGCUAGAAGACCGGAUGGCUCUUCUACUUCCGGCUCGAAGCUUUAAAACAGGAGGAAUCACUUGUUGGCAUUCACCCAGCAAAUAAUACUAACUUAAUUACUUUAAUAGCGCGUACUAAUAUGCAUGAAAACAUCACACAUGGGAUGCUUUAGCAAGUAAGAAUAGUUUUAGUUAUAUUGUAAAACUUACAAGAAAUCCUUAAGAGUAUAAACGCUAUGGACGGCUAGAAGACCGGAUGGCACUUAUACUUCCGGCUCGAAGCUUUAAAACAGGAGGAAUCACUUGUUGGCAUUCACCCAGCAAAUAAUGCUAACCUAAUUACUUUAAUAGCGCGUAGAAAUAUGCAUGAAAACAUCACACAUGGGAUGCUUUAGCAAGUAAGAAUAGUUUUAGUUACAUUGUAAAACUUACAAGAAAUCCUUAAGAGUAUUAACGCUAUGGACGGCUCAAAGACCGAAUGGCACUUAUACUUCCGGUUCGAAGCUUUAAAACAGGAGGAAUGACUUGUUGGCAUUCACCCAGCAAAUAAUGCUAACUUAAUUACUUUAAUAGCGCGUACAAAUAUGCAUGAAAACAUCACACAUGGGAUGCUUUAGCAAGUAAGAAUAGUUUUAGUUAUAUUGUAAAACUUACAAGAAAUCCUUAAGAGUAGAACGCUAUGGACGGCUCAAAGACCGAAUGGCACUUAUACUUCCGGCUCAAAGCUUUAAAACAGGAGAAAUUACUUGUUGGCAUUCACCCAGCUAAUAAUGCUAACUUAAUUACUUUAAUAGCGCGUACAAAUAUGCAUGAAAACACUCCCACAGACAUCACACAUGGGACGCUUUAGCAAGUAAGAAUUCUUUUAGUUACAUUGUAAAACUGUGACAAAUGAAGAAUCCACACGAGUAGAAAUGCCAUGGAUGACUGGAAGACAGAAUGGCACUUCUACUUGCAGUUGAGAGCGCUCAAUGCAAGAACCACUGGAGUGAUGGGACUCGUCCAAAAGAAGGCGCCAAAACACAAACCAUAACACACCUUUUUUAAACUAUUUGCAUUAUGGCCAUCAGCGUUGAACAAUCCAUAAGUUAUCCGCACCGUUUUACAAGCUGCAGGGUACAAAGCGUAGGUGAAAAAAAAAAAAUUGUGGUUUAUAGUCCGGAAUUGACAUGAUAUGCUAACUUUACAAUGGUGACAGCAUUUUACUGUGAAAUACAGGCAGAUAAUACUGUAAAUGUGGUCCUUUUAGGCUUUUAUUUUGAUGGAGUCAUCGCCGCUUUGUGCAAGAAAGAAUCACUACUUCAUAUUUUUGUUUCUUUAGGUCAAACUUUUUUUUACAUGUUGUCCCUCGUGUGGAUGCUCCAAACAUUCACUCAUGCUUUUAUACACCAACAUUCAGGCAGUUUUUCUUCUUCUUCUCCACAUUUUUCAACCUACUUCCACCUUCAACAUAUAUUCCACUCAUCCUGGAAAUUCAAUCAUUUUUCCAAGUGUCCCAAAAAUUCCAGGAAUUCCCGUUUUUUUUUUUUUUUUAACCUUUUUUUCCUGUGGACAACUCAUUCCACAUUUCCCAACCCGCUCCAACCGUUCUACAGUCCAAACAUUCCUCUUAUUCAGGAAAAAACUAAAAGUUUUUUUUUCGUACUGGAAAAUUUCCCGAAAUUCCAGGAAUUCCGUAAUACCAUUUCUCAUUUAAAAACGUUGCUGCUUCAACAUUUUUUGACCGAUUUGAAACAUUUCAAUCAUCCAUAACAUUCAAGUCUUUUAAAAUUUUCCCAAAAAUUCUCACUUUUCCCGAAAUUCCCAUUAAAAUGAAUUGAAAACAUUUUCAAAGAUCCACAAUUCCCACAUUUUGCAUGUGAUUCAAAAUGUUCCAACUCCUAAAUAUUCAGCCUGUUCGAAAUUGUGUGUUUACUUUAAAAAAAAUUGAAAAAUUCCUGGAUUUCCAAGAAUUCACAGUUUUCAGCUCCGCUACUUUAAUGUCUUUCAUGUUCUUUGAUGUCUGAUGUUUCCCUCUAGUAUGUACUAUGGCUAUUAGUUGUUUUUUUCCCUUGGCCUCGGUCUGGACCCCCUCUACAGGGGCCCAGGCUUAGACCGAUUUUUUUCAUUUUAUUUUAUUUUAGUCUUUUCCCUGUAAUGUUUGUCUGAUCUUGAAUGGGAUUGUGUUGAAAAUUUUAAUUUCCCCUCCGGGAUUAAUAAAGUAUGUCUGAUUCUGAA